GAUACCUCACAGUGCUUUGGUCGCUGGCGUGUGGACAAGACGCUUCUCCCGGCCCUGUUUGCCUCCGCCGCUCUCACGCCAUUGCGCCCUUCUCUUCCCUCUCUGCCUUUUGCUUCCCUUUGCCGUGCACAAGAUACUACACUCCCUCCUGCCUGACACACAACACUGCUGACCUUCUCGUGUAGUGAUCAAGGCGCUUUAGUUUCCAUCUGAGAGAAAUGACGGGGCUGUGGCGCGUUUGGGCGGUGGCGACAGUGACGACGGCAUGCUGUGCGCGCCUCUGCCAUGCUGUGUUCGGCAUUCCAAGUUUUCUGGAGUUUGGAAACUGCGCUGAAGUCACCCUUAAAGAAAAUUUUGAUCCCAUGAAGUACUCCGGGCUAUGGUUUGACAUCGAGAGUGUUCCCAAUGAAUACCAGUACACCAAGAAGUGUGUCACCCAAAACUACACAUGGACAGGGGAGCAGAUGGAUGUUGCAACUCGAGGCCUGACAGAUGAUGAUGAAAAAAUUCGUCAGAUGGCAGUGAUGGUGAAAGAUGAAAGCCUCCUUGAUCCUGCCUCCAUGAUAGUGCAGGCAGCAGGGGUCCCAGAAGCACCCUACCAGAUCAUUGCCACAGACUACCGGACCUAUUCCUGUGUGUACUCCUGUUUGGAUGGCUACGCUGGCUUCAUGGCAGAGUUCAUGUGGGUGUUCAGCCGCACACCCUCCCUGCCAGCUGACAAGAUCAAGUACUGUCAUGACAUCUUCAACAACACGGGAGCUGACCCGAUGAAGAUGGUGCCUGUGGUGCAGCAAGAUCCAUGCCCAUACUUUGAGAAGCUGGACAAGAUGCUGAUGGAGAGUGAGAAACACCUCCUGAAGGUGAUGGGUCCUCCCUCAUCCUCCAAACCCUUCACACCCUCAACCAUCCCACCAAACCUUCCCCCCACCACAUCACGGCCUAGGGUGCAGGACAAUAACAUGCAGGAGCAGAUGAAUGUUGUUCAUGAGGAAGAAGAGGACCUGAAGCAUGAUCUGAAAAGCAGCAGCAGAAGUCAUGAUCCACCGAAGAGAGCCAAUGGUGGCAGGACCCGUGACUCACCAAGCAAAGUCAACGAAGUGGCUGCUAUCCCACCCCACGGGUCAUCAGUGAGGGAUGCCGAGAGGACAGACCCAAGCACCAGCUCCACCUUUGUUCCAGCCAUCCAGCUUCUCUUCCUCCUCCUCACAUUCCUGCUCUGCUUCUAGAAAAUACAGAGGAUAAUAUACUGAAGAUGUACAAACCACUCACUGGAACCCAGCUGUGUGUACUUGUACUCUUCAUGAGUAAAUUCAAAUGUUUUCUGAAAAGUGUUAACAGCAGUGGUUACCUUGCCACUCACUCUCUCUCUCUCUCUCUCUCUCUCUCUCUCCAAAGAUUUAUAAUAAAAGCCUGUUUUUGACUA
Molecule: messenger RNA, 1423 nt
Organism: Scylla paramamosain (green mud crab)
Lineage: Eukaryota; Metazoa; Arthropoda; Malacostraca; Decapoda; Portunidae
Product: crustacyanin-A2 subunit-like
Exons: 7
Coding region: 219-1226 (335 amino acids)
Biological process (GO): response to reactive oxygen species; lipid metabolic process
Cellular component (GO): cytoplasm
Molecular function (GO): pigment binding
Source: RefSeq, a predicted model, not a curated record